Molossus molossus (Pallas's mastiff bat) is the source of this 8408-nucleotide messenger RNA. RefSeq names its product 5'-3' exoribonuclease 1 (gene XRN1). The coding region runs from base 218 to 4471 and encodes 1417 amino acids. Gene Ontology annotation, molecular function: RNA binding; 5'-3' RNA exonuclease activity. Gene Ontology annotation, biological process: rRNA catabolic process; nuclear-transcribed mRNA catabolic process. NCBI's taxonomy places the organism in Eukaryota, Metazoa, Chordata, Mammalia, Chiroptera, Molossidae. The record is from RefSeq and is a predicted model, not a curated record. The transcript has 37 exons. Gene Ontology annotation, cellular component: nucleus.
AGCGUGGAAGGCGUUUUAGGUCAGCAAAGGAGGCAGAAGACAAAAUAAAAAAGGCAAUAGAAAAAGGAGAAACUCUUCCUACAGAGGCCAGAUUUGAUUCCAACUGUAUUACACCAGACUCCUGGAGAAGGAGAGCAUAAAAUCAUGGAAUUUAUCAGAUCGGAGAAAGCAAAACCAGAUCAUGAUCCAAACACCAGACACUGUCUUUAUGGUUUAGAUGCUGACUUGGGUAUGCGCACCAGAAGAAACCACAUUUCACCUUCUACACUUGUCUUUGAUGAGAGAGUAUAUUGACUAUGAGUUUUCAGUGUUAAAAUUUGAUCGGGAGCACUUCAGUGAAGUUUUUGUAGACCUAAAGUGGUUUGAAAGCAAAGUUGGUAACAAGUACCUCAAUGAAGCAGCAGGUGUGGCGGCAGAAGAAGCCAAGAACUACAAGGAAAAGAAAAAAUCAAAGGGCCAGGAAAACUCCAUCUGUUGGGCUGGUUUAGAUAAAAAUAGAGAAGCAGUAACUUCUAAGGAUAAUUUAGAAGAUGAAACUGAAGAUGAUGACUUAUUUGAAACUGAGUUUAGACAAUAUAAAAGAACAUACUACAUGACGAAGAUGGGAGUUGACAUAGUAUCUGAUGACUUUCUGGCUGAUCAAGCUGCAUGUUAUAUUCAGGCAAUACAGUGGAUUUUACACUAUUACUAUCAUGGAGUUCAGUCCUGGAGCUGGUAUUAUCCUUAUCAUUAUGCACCUUUCUUAUCUGAUAUCCGCAACAUCAGUACACUCAAAAUCUAUUUUGAACUAGGAAAACCUUUCAAGCCAUUUGAACAGCUUCUUGCUGUACUUCCAGCAGCUAGCAAAAAUUUACUUCCUACAUGCUACCAGCAUUUGAUGACCAGUGAGGAUUCACCAAUUAUAGAAUAUUAUCCACCUGAUUUUAAAACUGACCUAAAUGGGAAACAACAGGAAUGGGAAGCUGUGGUACUAAUACCUUUUAUUGAUGAGAAGCGAUUGUUGGAAGCCAUGGAGACAUGUAACCACUCCCUCAAAAAAGAAGAGAGGAGGAGAAACCAACAUAGUGAGUGCUUAAUGUGCUGGUAUGAUAGGGACACAGAGUUUACCUACCCUUCUCCAUGGCCAGAGAAGUUCCCUGCUAUAGAACGAUGUUGUACAAGGUAUAAAAUAAUAUCAUUAGAUGCUUGGCGUGUAGACAUAAGCAAGAACAAAAUAACCAGGGUUGACCAGAAGGCAUUAUAUUUCUGUGGAUUUCCUACUCUGAAACACAUCAAACACAAAUUUUUUUUGAAGAAAAGCGGAGUUCAAGUAUUCCAGCAAAGCAGUCGUGGAGAAAAUAUGAUGUUGGAAAUCUUAGUGAAUGCAGAAUCAGAUGAACUUAGUAUAGAAAAUGUAGCUUCAUCAGUGCUUGGAAAGUCUGUCUUUGUUAAUUGGCCUCAUCUUGAAGAAGCUAGAGUUGUUGGUGUAUCAGAUGGAGAAACCAAGUUUUACUUGGAAGAACCUCCAGGCACACAGAAGCUUUAUCUGGGAAGAACUGCUCCACCAUCUAAAGUGGUUCAUCUUGGAGACAAAGAACAAUCUAACUGGACAAAAGAAGUACAAGGAAUUUCAGAAUAUUACCUGAGAAGAAAAGGAAUAAUAAUAAAUGAAACUUCUGUAGUUGUAUAUGCUCAAUUACUCACAGGUCAUAAAUAUCAAAUAAAUCAAAAUGGUGAGGUUCGUCUAGAGAAACAAUGGUCAAAACAAGUUCUUCCUUUUGUUUAUCAAACUAUUGUAAAGGACAUCCGAGCUUUUGAUUCCCGUUUCUCCAAUAUCAAAACAUUGGAUGACUUGUUUCCUCCUAGAAGUAUGGUGUUUAUGCUGGGAACCCCUUAUUAUGGCUGUACUGGAGAAGUUCAGGAUUCAGGGGACGUGAUCACAGAAGGUAGGAUUCGUGUGGUGUUCAGCAUUCCAUGUGAACCCAAUCUUGAUGCUUUAAUACAGAACCAGCAUAAAUAUUCUAUAAAGUACAACCCAGGAUAUGUGUUGGCCAGUCGCCUUGGAGUGAGUGGAUACCUUGUUUCAAGGUUUACAGGAAGUAUUUUUAUUGGAAGAGGAUCUAGGAGAAACCCUCAUGGAGACCAUAAAGCAAAUGUGGGUUUGAAUCUCAAGUUCAACAAAAAAAAUGAGGAGGUACCAGGAUAUACUAAGAAAGUUGGAAAUGAGUGGAUGUAUUCAUCUGCUGCAGAACAACUUCUUGCAGAGUACAUAGAGAGAGCUCCAGAACUAUUUAGUUAUAUAGCCAAAAAUAGCCAAGAGGAUGUGUUCUAUGAAGAUGACAUUUGGCCUGGAGAAAAUGAGAAUGGUGCCGAGAAAGUUCAAGAAAUUAUUACUUGGCUAAAGGGACAUCCUGUCAGUACUUUGUCUCGUUCUUCAUGUGAUUUACAAAUUCUGGAUGCAGCUAUUGUUGAAAAAAUUGAGGAGGAAGUCGAAAAGUACAAGCAAAGAAAGAAUAAUAAGAAGGUACGAGUGACGGUAAAGCCCCAUUUGCUGUACAGGCCUUUAGAACAGCAACAUGGAGUCAUCCCUGAUCGGGAUGCAGAGUUUCAUCUCUUUGACCGGGUUGUGAAUGUGAGAGAGAACUUCUCGGUGCCCGUUGGCCUUCGGGGCACCAUCAUAGGAAUUAAAGGAGCUAAUAGAGAAGCUGAUGUCCUAUUUGAAGUAUUAUUUGAUGAAGAAUUUCCUGGAGGCUUAACAAUAAGGUGCUCACCUGGUAGGGGUUAUCGAUUGCCAACAAGUGCCUUGGUUAACCUUUCUCAUGGGAGUCGCUCUGAAACUGGAAAUCAGAAGUUGACAGCCAUUGUGAAACCACAACCAGUUGUGAAUCACUAUAACUCGAAUUCAUCAGUUUCAGCUGGACAUGUGGGAGGCCUGAACCAUUCCCCUCAAUCUCUUUUUGUUCCUACACAAGUACCUGCUAAAGAUGAUGAUGAAUUUUGCAACAUUUGGCAGUCCUUACAGGGGUCUGGAAAGGUUCAGCACUUUCAGUCAACUCCACUAGAGAAGGGUGCAGUUCUACCUCAAGAAAUAAGUCAAGUAACUCAACAUCAUAAAUCUGGCUUAAAUGACAACAGUGUUAAAUGUCAGCAAAGAAAACAUGAGCCUCACAGAAAAUUUAAAGAAGAUUGUAAGAGCCCUAAAACUGAGAGUUGGUCACAAAAAUUGUCAAAUAACCAGACAUUUGGACGGACUGACAAAUGUAAUACUAAGCUACUGAAGAGAAAUGAAAGUAUGGAAGUCUCAGAAUAUCAAAAGGUUAGGGCCGGUUAUCCAAAUGCUGUUGACAAGCCUAACACUGGAUUUGAGAACUUUUUAGCAUCCUUGAGUAUCUCCAAAGAAAAUGAAGUACAAUCAUCUCAUCAUGAAGAACCUCCCAGUGAAGAACAUUUGUCACCACAGUCAUUUGCUAUGAAGGGCACGCGGAUGCUUAAAGAAAUUCUAAAAAUUGAUGGCUCUGACACUGUGGAUCAUAAGAACGAAUUGAAGCAGUUUGGUAAUGAAGUCACUGUUUCCUCUAAUAGAAGAGAUGAAUAUGGACCUUCCUCACAGCCUAAACAAAAUAAGAAAUUAACAUCUUAUAUGAACAAGCCUCACAGUGCUAGUGAGUACCAUCAUGUUCGGUCUGUAGACAGUGUGUGCUGGCCUGCUUCCAGCCAGAUCCCUCCUGUGUCUACACCAGUAACUGAACUCUCUAGAAUUUGUUCCCUUGUUGGAAUGCCACAACCAGAUUUCUCCUUCCUUAGAACACCACAGACAAUGAUAGUGUGCCAGGUAAAAUUCCCUAGUGGCUUACUGGUGCAUGGACCCCAGUGCCGAUCUGAAAAUGAAGCCAAAGAAAAAGCUGCACUCUUUGCUUUACAACAAUUGGGCUCCUUAGGAGUGAAUUUCUCUUUGCCUCCACCGAUAUUUGCAAAUUAUCCUCCUGCUGUACCACCUGGAACCAUUCCUCCAGUUUUUCCCCAACCUACUGCUAAUAUGAUGCCUUCAUCAUCUCAUCUCUUUGGCUCAAUGCCAUGGGGACCACCCGUGCCGGUUUCUGGAAAGCCCUUUCAUCAUACGUACUCCGGGCCCCUGCCCAUGUCUGGGGGAAUGACAGGUGGUGUGCACAAUCAGUUCAUACCUCUACAGGUUACUAAAAAGAGGGUUGCAAACAAAAAGAACUUUGAGAAUAAGGAGGCCCAGAGUUCUCAAGCCACCGCACUUCAGACGAGCCAGCCAGGGUCUUCCAGUGUCACCAAAGCGAUUCCGCAGGAGAGUCCCUCCGCUUCCGCUUCCGGCAAGUCCUCUGCGCUCACUCAGCCUGCACCCCCUGUGCACGAAGCCGCCCCCCAGGGCCCCAGCGCGCCGCCCCACAAGGCAGCAGCCAGCUCUUCCAGGAGGAAGGCAAGGAAACUGGCUGUCAAUUUUGGCGUUUCUAAACCUUCUGAAUAAACUUGGUACCUGGAAUUAAUUUCUUUCCACCCCCCUUUUUAUAACUCCAUGUCUGUGUCAUAAAAACAUUAGAAUGUGGUAUUUUAAAAUAAAAUGUUUCCAUUGAGAAUUUUUAAUUUUUAAGUUGUUGGGCACUUUUCAUGCUGUUUAAAAGACUAUAUAUCAAAUUGUGCAUCUUAAAUAUGUAGUUUGCUUUACGUUAAUUAUACCUCAAUAAAGCUAUUUUAAAAAAAAACUAAAUUAAACCUUGUGUUAAAAUAAUACUAGCAGACUAAGCAUUAAAAUGCACUACUCUUAAGUACGGGCCUCGUCAUCAGAAGCACCCUGAACUAUGAAUUAGACCUUACAUUGCAAUAAUGAACAUUUUUACGCUGUCAUUGAGGGAUAAUUAAGUGAAGCAUGAAAAUUGGGCCUCACUAUAAUUUACUGAAUGUGGUUUUAUUUUUCUUUUUAAUGAUAUAACAGAAUUGUCAGGAGAAUGGCUCUUAUUUAUAUUUUAACUGAUGUCCUGCUGUCUCUGAGGGUCCGACACCUGCUGUGAGACACUCGCACUUGUGGUGCUGCUGCCGGUUUUGCUUUAUUCUCAUUUGUACCAAAGCAACUUCAGAUGCCGAUCAGAAUAUUUCCUUUAACUACUUAGAACUAUGAAUAGCAAUCUAGAUUUAAGCAACAAAUCACAAUUUUUUUAGGUUAUUCAAGAACCAGCAUUGGUAAUUUCUAAUAAAAUUAAGUUUCAAGAUUUACAGAGUACAGUGAUUACAAAUUAAUCUUCCAGUAGAGUAAAGUAGAAAAUAUCAAUCAUGUUAAUUAAAAUAAAUUGUGUUAUUCUUUUGUAGAGCUCACUUAAACAUAGAUGAGAGCUCCAUUGUUGGUCCGUCCACGUGUAGUUCUUCUCGGGACUGAUAGAAUUCUAAUUUUUUUUAAAUCCGAGGUGUGCUGUGUGUUACAAGCACAAUCACUUUGUGGUGUACUUUGUUUCCAUGGAAACCCUCUCAUUUUGUUUCCAUACUUCUAGCUUUACACUGAGCUGGCCAGCGACUGGCACUUUGUCUUUGCAUGUCACGUGGGGUGUGCUGUUCAAGCUGUGGCUCUGGAAAUUAUUUUAGAAUUUUGAAAAUUGAUCAGUGAUCUAGAGCCUGAAUUUUAUAUAUAUAUUUAUCCUUUAGUUUUAAGGAAGUGAGUUAUCGUACUUUUUUAAAAGUUGGAACCACAAUUUUCAUACGGCGCUGCUGCUUGUAUCUCGUCUCGUCGAGUGCAUCGGAAGCCCUGCCGUCCGUCUCCGUCUGUUCUGGAGACGCUGGUCUUGCACUAAGUGGGUUCCUGUAACUGCUGAUUUCAGAAUCCUCCGAAUGUUAAUAGGCUGUUUGUAUAUUAGUGGUGCCUUUAGUAUAAGAGAUAAAUGUUCAUUAUCUGUCAUUUGUUGCAGUCAUGAGAGUUUCUGUGAUUUUAUUUUCUGUUUCCUAGAUUCACAUGUUCAUCAGUUUCCAGCAGUUCCUUGCUGGGGAUAUUUCUUUAUCUCUGGUGGGAUCUUGAGUAAUUCUCAGCGUUUGUCCUAUCGCCUCACAAACUCUCUAUUUGUUUUCAAAGGAAAUACCUAUUAUGGAAAUAUAAUACAAACGUUGAAUUGUGACAGUAUGUUCUGUUUAAAGUGUAUAAUAUUUUUCACACACUGUAGCAUCAAGAAUUGCCUCACUCAUUACUUCCGUGCGACCAUUCCAUAAACAGGGUACAGUCCACGUCUUGUCUUCAGAUCACAGAGGAGGGAAUGCACACGUGAAAACCCCCACAAGAAUCUCCGUGAGCACGGUGCCCCGACCGCGAGGGUGGCUCCCCAGUAUGUGAGGAGAGGAAGCUGGCAGUUCUAUCCGGGUGGGCAGUCAAUGUGUGUUCUCUUCAUCCCUUCUUCUCUUUUCUUAAAACGUAUUAUUCUAAAGGUCCAGAUUAAAAAAAGAUUAAAGUGGAAGGGAGCUCUGUAAUGACCAGGUGGUGGUCAGGCAUUCAUCUGCGACAUCCAUAGGAGAUGUGCCCUCCCUGUGGGGACAGAGGCUGUUUGUCUUGUGAUAACCUUGAAGAGACUGGGUCCAUUGAUAGUUUGGGAAACUUACAAUUUUUUGUUCUGGGAGGGGGCCUACUCAGCCACCCCAGAGUUCAGUUCUGUGUCUGUUCAGCUCCUGACUCUGCUUGGACUUCCUGCGAGAACGGGGUGGUGCAGGCGCCGGGAGCAGAGUGACCCGCGUUUGCACAGAACGGGAGCAGUCAGAUCUGAAUGUUCCUGUUCAGUAAUGUUUUAUUUUCUUUUUGAGUGGAUUAAGUAAAUUUUGAAAAUUGAUUCUUCCAGUUUUCUUGUCUCUUCACAAUUUCCUUCAUACCUGGUCAUUACCUGAGUUUUAUAAUUUGGCAGAUAGAAUGUAUUAAUUGAUUUAAACAUUGUAUAGACCAAAGUUUUAAACAUCUGAUGAGACUCAGCUGCAUAAAAAAUUAAUUUCACCUCUAUGUGUGUAUGUACCUUGGUUUCAGUUUAAGAACUUUUUUUUUUUGCCUUUUAGAGGGAUAGUUUUUCUAGAACUAAAAAGAAUUAGAGAUGUUUUUUCCCCUAUUGAGGGGAGGGACGAAAACCUCUGUGCGGGUUUUUUGCUUAUUUCCUUUUCUCUGAUCAGGUAUUUGCUUUGGUUUUACUGAUAUUUCCAAACUUCUCUUGGUUUUAAGAGGAGGCAGAGAGAAGGUGGUUGGAAGAGGGAAACCAGUUAAAUCAGACAUACCCAGUCACUGCAUUUUCAGACUAUAAUAUUAUCUUUCUUGAUCAGGAAAUAGAUAUGCUUCAGGGUCUGUUUCAUUCACUUUUAAAUCAUCUGUUUUAUUUGUAUUAGUAAACCCUACACUUGCAUAGUGAGUGUCCAGUUUUACCUUAAGAUAGAGCUCCUUGUAGGCCGACCCUGCUUCAUCCCAUUGUUCAGAGCGAUUUUAAAACAACUGUGAUCAGUACCCUAGCUUUUUGAGCUUGCUGUGUUUCUCAGUACCAUCUUUCUUCCAAAUUGUGUUUACUGUAGAGCAGAAUUAAUUUAUUUGAGAGAAACUACUGUGACAGGCAUUCUCUACCUUUAAAACAUGAAUCACGGAAAUUCCCUUCUCAUCUUCUAGAGAUCGUGAUAGGCUCAGACUGGCCGUGCUCUUCAUGUGCAUGUCUUAAGCUUUGUCAGUGAAACAGCUCCCUUUCUUAAUCAGGAUAAAGCUCAGAGUUCUAGAUAAGAACACUGUGAGGUCUGACAAAUAUGAACCGGGUCUGGUUCACAUGUGGAAACAGCCAACAGCUUGGACAUCACAGAUGUGACAGAGUGCACAGUCGUUUCAGUAGUUACGCAUGUCCACAGUCAGAACUGAGCAUGUGUGAUGUCAGUGUGAUGGAGACUGGGGUUUUCAGGAGAUGGCGUUUUACAUCACUAAACCUAUAAAAAUUCAUUUUCCAACAGUACAUCCAUUGCUACUGAUUAUUUCAGCAACUGGUAUACUAUUAAAUUGCCCAGGCCAAAUAAUUAAGUUUCUGUAGAUGUUUUAGUAAUUUGAAGCCAAAAUCUUAUACCAUUUUCAAUGAAAUACUAGGAGUAAGAAUUUGGUCCGUAGUUUGCUUUCAGUUCUUUUGUUUCUUCCCCUUAGAAUAUUUGGGGGGUUUUGUUUUGGUUUGUUGUUGUUGGUUUUUUUUGCCUCUUGUUUCUUACAUUUUCUUUUGCCUGCACCCAGUUGCUUCUUCUAGUCUCAUAUUUUUUAUGAUAUAGGAGUAGUAGUGUGCUGUGUCAUCAAGGUGUUCGACACUUUGUUCAUUUAAACAAUAUAAUUAAGUGUAAUUCAUACAUAGAUACUUAAUUCCUUUUUUUCUCACAUAACUAUUUUAUAAGUAACUAGAAUUUUUCAUUAGAUCUUAUACAGAGCAGUAUUUUAUUAA